Gymnodraco acuticeps is the source of this 3515-nucleotide messenger RNA. RefSeq names its product cordon-bleu WH2 repeat protein-like 1a (gene cobll1a). Lineage: Eukaryota; Metazoa; Chordata; Actinopteri; Perciformes; Bathydraconidae. The record is from RefSeq and is a predicted model, not a curated record. The transcript is spliced from 10 exons. Gene Ontology annotation, molecular function: actin monomer binding. The coding region runs from base 256 to 2880 and encodes 874 amino acids.
UGACAGCGGUUAAAUUAGAUGGGAGACGAGGAGGGUCUAACUUCAUUUUAAAAGCGAAGGAUAGCGUUGCAAGUCGCUUCGUAAUUUUCAGUAGAAAACUAAAGCUGCAUGUGUUUAAAUUCGUGGUGGUAACUCAGCUUUCAACGACACUGUGGAACUAGUUCGGUUGGCGGAUUUGGAUUUGGACCGUCAGGUUUGAGGAAAGAGGCUCUUCAGGAGUUUUGCCUGACGUUGGGAACAGCAUCUGAUCUGGCGAUGGGUGAGCAGGAGAAUCCACUGGACAGAGACCACUGUCUGUCUGUGGUUCUGCCAGGGGGGGUGGAGAAAAACGCCACAGUGCAUGGAAGUAAACCAGUGAUGGACUUACUGGUGACCCUCUGUGCGAGUUACCAUCUGAAUCCGUCUGACUACACUGUUGAGUUUCUCUCGCCUAACAAGAACAACAUCAGCUUCAAACCCAACUCUCCUAUUGGCUCCCUGGAAGCGGAGACGAUUGUGCUGAAGCCCAGAGGGGUGGAGGAAAAGAUCAGAAGGCCAUACAUGCCUGAGGCAUCAGUUCGUCUGUUGAUAAACUACAAUAAGUCCCACAAGACGGUGGUGCGAGUCAAUCCAAGAGUGGCCCUUGAGAUGCUGCUGCCAGCGGUGUGUGACAAGUGUGAGUUUCAAGUGGAGACCACCAUAUUACUGAAAGACUCUUAUUCUGAAGAGCCUCUGGACCUGAGCAAAACCUUAAAUGAGCACGGACUGAGGGAAGUGUUUGCCAAAGACACAGCCGCUAAGGAGCCUGAGUCCCAAGAAGCAGCUGUCACUCAAACAGAGGUCAUCACACCACCUCCACUACAAGACCUGCCAAAGAAGAAGAAGGAGAAGAAACAGAAGGACAACACAGGAUUCUUCAGCCUAUUCAGAAAGAAGAAGAAGAACAAAGCUGCAACGGAAGGGGAAAGGAGUGCCCCAGCUUCUCCUGCUCCCAAAAAACAAGUGGGAGACAAUGUGCGGGGUCUUUCCUCCUCGAACACCCUGCCAUUGGAGAUGCCCAAGAAGAGACGGGCCCCUCAGCCGCCCAUCGGGGCCUCACAGAGCGUCCCCAACAACCUCGGGAACUGUCAUGUCGGAGGGUCACAGAGGUCAGCAGAAUCCACCUUAAGGAGCACCAAGAGGAGGGCCCCACCCCUACCCUGUGUUAACACCCACCAGGAGGUCAAAGCGUCCGUAGACUCCCUGACGGAGGAUCUGAGAGAAAGCGACGAGUCAGAAUCUGUAUCACUGCCCUCGUCUUCAUCACCAUCACCAUCCCAUCCACGUUCCUCUUCAUCCUUCUUACGUUCAUCCUCAUCCCGUUCAUUUGCUCAUCUCUAUGACGUGGCUGACCCGUAUCUGCCUUCGUUUCGGGGGAAAGACCUCUCUGACGCCCGCUCUGCUCUUGCCAAAGUCCUGACGUCCUCCAUGUCCAAAGGAGCGCUGGUCAGGCGUGUGAGGAACUCUGCCUCCUCCUUAAAGUCCAUGACUCCGAGGCGUUCGGAUAACGGAGGGUUCUGCGUAGAAUCUGUUCUAGAACACAAACUCCCAACUGAGCAUGAGUGGCAGGAUCCAGCACAAAGGAAGGGAAUGACCACGUUUAAAGUGGUUCCCUCGGGGAAGUCCUACAAUCCUGAACUCACCACAGAGCAGGGAACUGUAGAAGAUCACCCUGAGAGUGAAGGUUCUACUGCGGAGCCUGAAGAGGAUCCACCGGGGACUGAAACACCUUUACAGCACCCAGUACCUCCUGAGAAAUCUCUGCAGAGUCCAAAGCCUCCUGAAAAGCCUUUGCGUAGUCCAGAACUUUCUGAAUCACCCUUGCGGAUUCAAGACUCUUGUGGAAAACCAGUGCGGAGUCAAGAACCGUCUAAAACACCUUGCCGGAGUCCAGAACUUCCUGAAAAACCUUUGAGCACUCCAUACCUUUCUCAAAAAACAAUACUGGUUCAAGAAUGUUCCGGAAAACCUUUGGGUAGUCCAGAACCUUCUGAAACGGCUUUGCAGAGUCCAAAAACCCCUGAAAAACCUUCUGGUAGUCCAGAACCUUCCGAAACGGCUUUGCAGAGUCCAGGCUCAUCAAAAACACAUGUGCAGAGUCCAAAACCACCUGAAAAACCUUUGGGUAGUCCAGAACCUUCUGAAAAACCUUUGGGUAGUCCAGAUAUUUCUGAAAAACCUUCGCAGAUUCAACAGUCUUCCGAAAAACCUAUGAGGAGUCAAGAACCUUCUGAAACAUCCUUACAGAAUCCAGAACCUAUUUUGCAGAGUCAAGAACCUUCUGAAACAUCCUUACAGAGUCCAGAACCUAUUUUGCAGAGUCAAGAACCUUCUGAAACAUCCUUACAGAGUCCAGAACCUAUUUUGCAGAGUCAAGAACCUUCUGAAAAAACUCUGCAGAGUCCAGAACCUUCCGAACUUCCAAGUGACGGUCAGAUCAUCUUGGGGAAUGAAGCUGAGGAUCAAAGCCACAAUGGACAGUCUGAGAGUAAAGACGUAAACCAUUGUGGUUCACUCGCUGAAGUGAAGCAGGAAGUGGUUCAAGAAGAGGAAGAAGCCGAGGACUGUUUCCCUCCCCCUCCUCCACCCGUCUACUUUGAAGAAACCAUAGAGGAGAAAGAAGAUGCUUCCUCUCUGUCUUCUUCUCAGCAACCAAGUCCAACCUCCAACGGGAUUCAUCAGAAGGAGUCUUCCAGAAAACCUGCUAACCCAGCCCCCUCCAGGUUUGCAGAGGCCGUAGCAAUGCGCGUGCAGAGGUCCCGUCUCAGGAGCACAGGGAAGGGUUUAGACGCUCAGGUCCAGAGCAGACCACUUGGUACACCUCCAUCACCCCCCAGGUCCCCCUACCAAAAUGGUGCCUGACUGUCCCUGGAUCAUUUCGAAGUAGAUGAACAGUAUUUUUGCAUCAGUUUUAUGACAAGCAACUGACUUUUUUGUAUUCUUGUAUUUUUUUGUUCAAAGACACGUUGCUGUCUCAUUUUGUUGGACUUUAGACGAUGUUGAACAUACAUAUUUUGUCCACACAGCCAAAUGUACAGGAUAGAGUUGUUGACGAGACAACGUCCUGUUUUUUCUUUACUUCCUUUUGAAUUUGUAUUGAAGAUGUGCCAAGGCGGAUGCAAAGCUGACUUGAGAGUUUUUGUUUGUGUAAAACAAAUGAAUGUGCAAUAAUAGGUUUAUUUUAUUUCUGUGCCAGAGUUAGUUUUCCUCUAGGUUGUAAAUGUUAUAAUUGAUAAGGAAUGCAGUAUAACUGAUUUGCUGUUUGGCCAGCAGGUGGCAGUACAGUAUUAUUUAAAAAAUAAUCAAAUCUAUAGAAGAGAUUUUAUGUGAAGUCUAAGAGACACAUUUUAUUAUUUUAAGUUACAGUUAAUAUUGUUUUCUUAUGGCUCAAGAGCAUUAAUGAACUCACAUGACACAUUAUUAUUAUAUUUAUUUUUCGCAAUGCUUUGUCUGUCAAUUCUAAGGACUUUCCCAGAAUAAACCUGCAUUUAAUGACA